GUUUUGUUAAUAAAAAUGUUAUGAUUUAAUAUAGUAAUGUAAAAUAAAUUAUAUGCAUUUAUGCCGUCUGAUCUCUUAAAAUGUACGUGAGGUUAUCCAGUAACCAACAGGGAAUCGAAAGGUAACGUUACCGUUAUGUUUCUGGGCUGAAUAUAUUCGUAGUAGUGUUGAUUUGUCCUACCGACUCGCAGCUCCAAAACCUGCCCUUUGAGCUCCUGAAAAUGAAUCCUAUCGCUGCAAUUAAUUUGCUGCGUAUUAUUAUUAUUAAUUAUAUAUAAUUGCCUUUCACAUUAGUGACUUAAUCUGUGCACCAGAACGUUUAUCAUAGCUCCACUUUUAGCUUUUUCUUUCAACCCCUACCACUCGCGGAAGGAGGAGCUGAAAAAAUGUAAAAGCGACAAGUCUGCAGCCGCUGACACUCAAAUGCACUACUCAGCACAGCAGUAAUGAUUCAUUUAACACAAUAACUACACAUUUAUCUACUAGUUAAAUGUUGAUACGACGCGAAUACAUUUGUCACGUCAAUAAAAUUCGUUUGAUGAGUUUUAAAGAAACUUAAAAGUUAACAAUCAUCCUACUAUUCGACAUGUAUCCUUUCACCAGUUUCGGCAUGUAUUACUUGAUGCAUAAAUGCGUGUUUGUAAUACAGUACUUAAUAUAGCCAUUACCAUGCGCUCCUUCCACAAAAGAAACCGCUUACACACGUGAAGCCUGCUGGAACUUAGAAUUCUAAGCAACACUGGAAAUGUCAAUAGUCGUCCAACCAAACCAUUCGACUCCGAGUUUUCAGCCUAUCGGAAUGAGACUCUAAGAAAUACAGGACCAGUGUUUGUAUGUGGGUGAUGCUGUGUAAUUUUUUGAUAUGGUUUUCUAAUAUUUCGGAUUUUUUCAAGUUAGUUAGUAACACAUAGCGCUGCUGUGCACAGAUAUGUCGGAGUCGACAGAGACGGAUCAGGAUAUCAUACGACUAAGGUCUAUCAAAAGCCAGCGAACCUGUAUUGUGUCCCAACAAGACAGACUUGGAAACUGCAGGAGUGUGAAAGAAUUCGAGAAGCUAAAUAGAAUUGGAGAGGGGACAUAUGGAAUUGUGUAUAGAGCGCGGGACACCAAAAGUGGAGAGAUAGUUGCUUUAAAGAAAGUGCGCAUGGACAAAGAAAAAGAUGGCAUUCCCAUCAGCAGUCUACGAGAGAUCAAUUUGCUUCUCAAACUAAGGCACAUUAACAUAGUAGAACUGAAGGAAGUAGUGGUUGGAAAUCAUUUAGAAAGUAUUUUCCUCGUGAUGGGCUACUGUGAACAAGAUCUAGCCAGCCUUUUGGAAAAUAUGCAGUCACCUUUUUCUGAAGCUCAGGUGAAAUGUAUAAUUUUACAAGUUUUAAAAGGACUGCAUUAUCUUCAUGAAAACUUUGUUCUACAUAGAGAUCUUAAAGUAUCAAACUUGCUAAUGACUGAUAAAGGAUGUGUAAAAAUAGCUGACUUUGGGUUAGCCAGGACAUAUGGAGUACCUUUAAAACCAAUGACGCCUAAAGUUGUGACACUGUGGUACAGAGCUCCAGAACUGCUGCUGGGCACAAAAACACAGACAACAGCUAUUGAUAUGUGGGCCGUUGGAUGCAUUUUGGCCGAACUGCUGGCCCACAAGCCACUGCUUCCUGGAAGCUCAGAGAUUCAACAGAUUGACCUCAUAGUGCAAUUGUUAGGGGCACCCAAUGAGAACAUUUGGCCAGGUUUCUCUAAGCUACCACUGGUUGGGCAGUACUCCUUAAGGAAACAACCAUACAAUAAUUUGAAAAACAAGUUUACCUGGCUGUCAGAGGCUGGACUUCGACUGCUUAAUUUCCUUUUCAUGUUUGACCCAAAGCGCAGAGCCACUGCAGAAGACUGUCUAAAAAGUAGUUAUUUCAAAGAAAAGCCUUUACCCUGUGAGCCAGAGUUGAUGCCUACUUUCCCGCAUCACCGAAACAAACGAGCAGCAUCAACUUCUGAAAGCCAAUCAAAACGAAGCAAAGUUUAAUAAUUAAACAGCAACAAAAAGUUCAAGUUUAGUAAUAUGGUUUGUCCCUCUUUUUUUUUUUAUUAAAAAGUCAGUACAUCUUGAACUUUACUGUUUAACUUUAGAUGGUUGUAUCAAUCACUACUAGUUUUUAAAACUAAAUGUAUACCUAUUAAUCAUGUGCAAUAAUUAUUCACAUCACAUUGUACUUUUUCAGUGCAGUGUAAAAUUUCACCAUUGCAACAUACAAGACUGUGCUUGCUCAUCAAAACAACUGUUAAAUAUGUACAAAAAUGUAGUCAUUUGAGAAGAUGCCUUUAAUGUCAUAUAGCGUUAGCUCUUGUGAUUCUCAGUUAUGUACAGCUUUAAAGCAUAAAGGCAGCCAGAAUACAAGUGUAAAUAAAACUUUAUGAAUUAAA
Messenger RNA from Polypterus senegalus (gray bichir), 2409 nucleotides. RefSeq names its product cyclin-dependent kinase 10 (gene cdk10). The transcript has 13 exons. Gene Ontology annotation, molecular function: ATP binding; cyclin-dependent protein serine/threonine kinase activity. The record is from RefSeq and is a predicted model, not a curated record. Gene Ontology annotation, cellular component: nucleus. Lineage: Eukaryota; Metazoa; Chordata; Cladistia; Polypteriformes; Polypteridae. Gene Ontology annotation, biological process: regulation of mitotic cell cycle; protein phosphorylation. The coding region runs from base 929 to 2011 and encodes 360 amino acids.